Oncorhynchus kisutch (coho salmon) is the source of this 1884-nucleotide messenger RNA. RefSeq names its product eukaryotic translation initiation factor 3 subunit G. Bases 921 to 1817 code for a protein of 298 amino acids. The transcript has 10 exons. Gene Ontology annotation, molecular function: translation initiation factor activity; RNA binding. Gene Ontology annotation, cellular component: cytoplasm; eukaryotic translation initiation factor 3 complex. Lineage: Eukaryota; Metazoa; Chordata; Actinopteri; Salmoniformes; Salmonidae. The record is from RefSeq and is a predicted model, not a curated record.
UACAGAGGGAUAGGCCAACAAGUGAUAUAUGUUUCAGUAAGAUUGUAUUUUUAGCAAUUAUAGCAAUGGUUAUCAACUGAACUGCAGGGAUGUAAUGUAAAUCGCAGAAAAUUGAGGUUGUGGUGGCAACUGCAGAGGUUUAUUUUGUUGUGCGCGACUUGACGUCAGAAGAGUUACAGUAUGUUAAGUGGUUGUGUCUCAUCCUUUCAGGCUGUUGGUAGGACCAAAUAUAUUUAAAAAGUGGAGCAGGGUGGUGGUUUAUUUUUAGAUAGUUUAUUAUUAUUAUAUACUUUUUUUUGUGAAGUGUAGGUUUAGAUGGUAGGGUAUUUGUUGAUUUCAAAUUCAAAUCAAAAUCAAAAUGUAUUGGUCACAUACACAUGUUAACAGAUGUUAAUACGAGUGUAGCGAAAUGCUUGUGCUUCUAGUUCCGACCAUGUAGUAAUAUAACAAAACAAUUUCACAACUACCUUAUACACACAAGUGUAAAGGAAUGAAUAAGAAUAUGUACAUCAAAAUAUAUGAAUGAGCGAUGGCCGAACGGCAUAGGCAACAUGCAGGAGAUGGUAUAGAGUACAGUAUAUACAUAUGAGAUGAGUAAUGUAGGGUAUGUAAACAUGGAACGCGAAGCGAGGCAGCCAUCUCUAUCCGCGCCGGAAGUUUUAAGAGGGAUAGGCCAAAACAAAUUCAAACAAAUAAGGUAGUUAUACUCCAGUCUACUAGGUGGCGGUAAUUCAACAUUAAUUGGUUGCCAACCGCCUUUAAACCUCAUCGAAUAAGAUGUUGUGCCCUAUCGUUUAAGUUGCAUUAAGUAGCCUCCAUACCCAUUGGUGGCGCUCUAGGCUAUCCUAUUUGGUAAGUUUUUCAGUUUGUGUCGUUCGUGUAUUUUUCCUUGUUCUCUGGCCACUGCGCGCAUAGACAGAAUGCCGUCGAUUGAAUACGACGAUUCCAAGCCCAGUUGGGCCGAUCAGGUUGAAGAGGAGGGGGACGAAGGUACCCUACCCCCUCCAAAAGAAACCGUCAAAGGAAAUAUCAAAACCAUCACGGAAUACAAGAUCGAUGAGGAUGGAAAGAAGUUCAAGAUUAUUCGCACCUUCAAGAUUGAGACUAGGAAGGCCUCCAAAGCUGUUGCCAGGAGAAAGAACUGGAAGAAGUUUGGCAACUCUGAGUAUGACCCACCAGGUCCCAAUGUUGCUGAUACCACAGUCAGUGAUGAUGUCUUCAUGGUGUUCAUCUCUAGCAAAGAGGACCUGAAUGCCCAAGAUGUGGAAGAGGACCCCAUGAACAAGCUGAAGGGACAGAAGAUAGUGUCCUGUCGAAUCUGUAAAGGAGACCAUUGGACCACCCGCUGCCCCUACAAGGACACUCUGGGUCCCAUGCAGAAGGAGCUGGCCGAGCAGCUGGGCCUGUCCACUGGAGACCCGACGAAGACUGCAGGAGACGAGCCUGAGCCUGCUGCCCCAGCUGCAGGGAGCAAAACUGGGAAGUACGUGCCCCCCAGCCUGAGGGACGGCAGCACACGUCGAGGAGAGUCCAUGCAACCCAAUCGCCGUGGUGCAUCUGAUGACAACGCCACCAUCCGUGUGACCAACCUGUCUGAGGACACACGCGAGACGGAUCUGCAGGAGCUCUUCAGGCCUUUCGGCUCCAUCUCCAGGAUCUACCUGGCAAAGGACAAAAACACAGGCCAGUCCAAGGGCUUUGCCUUCAUCAGUUUCCACCGCAGGGAGGAUGCAGCCAGAGCGAUCGCAGGAGUGUCAGGAUUUGGAUACGAUCAUCUUAUCCUCAAUGUGGAAUGGGCCAAACCAUCAAACAACUGAUGACAUUUCAGGAGGAAUGCUAGAUGUAAGAUGUGGCUCUGAAUAAAGACUUGUCAUUCUGACUGCG